Molecule: messenger RNA, 1766 nt
Organism: Benincasa hispida (wax gourd)
Lineage: Eukaryota; Viridiplantae; Streptophyta; Magnoliopsida; Cucurbitales; Cucurbitaceae
Source: RefSeq, a predicted model, not a curated record
UUCAACCUGAGGCUUUCCACUUCAUGACGAGAAGAAGGGUGCUAGAGUUCGACCACGAGGAUGGCCGGAAACUCGGUGGUGUCGACGUCGUUAAACAUGUCACCUCCUUCCGCCGCCACGUCCAUCCACAUUUGCGGCGGCCGGGAUGUUAUGUGGUUGGCUGUUUGAUGCUCUUGGCGUUUUCUACCAUUUCUUUGUUCGUUAAGUUCAUGUUGCUUAAUUCUUAUGAAGAAAUGAGGGUUAUGAUAGGGCAAAAUGGGGGUCGUGCUACUAGUUUCAUUGUCAUCCCCCGUAAAAAUAUGUACCAAUCAAAUAAUGCUUUGAGCCAAGGAGAGGAUGAUUCUGCUAAAACCAUCCCCCCAAAACUUCAGAUUUCAGAGAUAUGGAAGCAACCAGAAAGUGAAGGCUAUUACAAAUGCAUCAAUGUAACAAAGAGCCAACCAUGGAAUGAUGGUGAAACAAGGGGCUACCUUCUUGCUCGAGCCAAUGGUGGAUUGAAUCAGAUGAAAACUGGGAUUAGUGACCUGGUUGCUAUAGCAAAACUCAUGAAUGCAACUCUUGUUCUUCCUUCUUUGGAUCACAAAUCCUUUUGGACUGACUCGAGUGAUUUUAAAGAUAUAUUCAACUGGCAAAACUUCAUUGAUGUCCUGAAGGAUGAAGUUCAUGUAUUAGAGUCUCUUCCCUCAAACCUUGCAAGUAUCCAGCCCUUUGAAACUGCACCGGUUUCUUGGUCUAAAGUAUUCACAGAACCUUUAUUGAUUCAUUCAUUUUCUCUCCACUCUCUUAAGAAUGUCAUUCUAAGUGUUAAGUAUAUGCAGCCUCGAUAUUAUAGAGUACAUAUGGCAUCCUUGUUGAAGCAACACAAAGUCCUCCACUUAACACACACAGAUUCUCGGUUAGCCAACAAUGGUAUUGCAGAACAGAUACAGAAACUACGGUGUCGGGCAAUGUAUGAAGCUUUAAGGUUCAAUACCGAUAUUGAACAACUUGGAAACAAGUUAGCUGCUAGACUCAGAAGUAACGGCAAACCUUAUUUAGCUCUGCAUCUAAGAUACGAAAAAGACAUGUUGGCGUUCACAGGCUGCAGUCACAACCUUACCGAAGAGGAAGAUGAAGAGCUGAUGGGUCUAAGGUUUCACGUAAGACACUGGAAGGUUAAAGACAUAAAUGGUACCCAGCAAAGACUAUUAGGGGAAUGUCCCAUGACACCAAGAGAGGUUGGUAUCUUUCUUGAGGCAAUGGGGUAUCCUUCUGAUACAAAUAUCUACAUCGUUGCUGGCAAUAUUUACAGCAAGAGCGGGAUUACACCGCUAAAAGAUAAGUAUCCUAAUAUCUUCACACAUUCAUCUCUGGCAACUGAAGAGGAAUUGCAGCCUAUGAAACAAUAUCAGAACCAGUUGGCUGCUUUAGACUACGUUGUAGCAGUAGAGAGUGAUGUUUUCGUUUACACCUAUGAUGGGAACAUGGCUAAAGCUGUCCAAGGUCACAGGAGAUUUGAAGGGUUUCGAAAAACCAUCAGCCCUGACAGGACAAACUUUGUGAAUUUGAUAGACCAAUUGGACAGUGGAGUGUUAAGCUGGGAAGAGUUCUCUUCUAAAGUUAACGAAUUACAUAAAGAGAGAACAGGAUUACCAUAUCCCAGACGCCCAGGGAAAUCUUCAAAACUGGAGGAGAACUUCUACGCUAAUCCUUAUCCUGGUUGCAUCUGCCACAAGUCUGAUGGCAGAACUGAGAAGCACAGCUAGAAGAAGGGAAGCAAGUCUUGA